AUGGAUCCAGACGCACAAAUUCAGCAACAGCAAGAGCCCCCGGAGAGUGAAAAGAAAAGCAAAAUACAGGCUCUGCUGUCGCGGGCUCAGAGACCAGAGGUACAAGUAUAUGAUGAGCGUCUGGGAACCUCCAAUCUUGUCAAGCCAGCUGAACCGGAAAUCUUCGAGGACGUAGCUGUCAAUGAGGGUUGCAAGAUGGUGAGAGGCAGUCUUAUCGUGGGCAACCGGCACCUGCGAUGUCACCUUCUUCGUCUGCCGAUCCAGGUCCGAUACAGAAUUUAUGAAUUCUUGUUCUGUCAUCACAACAGUUACGUCGAGAUAGGGGCUCCAUAUAAUCACCAAAUCGGGGAUUUGGCGAUCCUCAGGACCUCGCACGUGUUUUACCAUGAAGCAUCUAUCGCUCUGUAUCAUUCCCUGGGUGAUCGACUGCUCUUUUUCAGAAAUUACGGGUCGAAGUCCGCUGAUUUCCUCAGACGUCAGCCAACGCCGUUGCCUUGCUGCCGUAACAGAGUCUUCCAGCAAUGGUUGGAAUACCCCUGUCGUAACAAAGAAAUUGUGUGGAGAAGAUCUUUCAAGAAAAUCGUGUUUCUGAUCGGAGCAUCCGAGCCCCUGCUGGCAGUUCAACGUCGCUGGGCGUUUGCAGAGUUCAUCACCACUCUAAGAAUGAGCGAGCCCCUCAGAAUCCACGAGCUUUCUGUGGUGGUGUACAAUCAAUGGAAAAUCCCCGGAUUUGAUGAGGGAGAUCUGGUCCGCGCUCUGUUUAGUGGCGGGAUUGAAUUUCUCGGAAGGUUGAUAUUCAGAGGCUUGGCCGAAGACGAGACGGAACGCCUGACUCAACUCAUCUUUGCGCUCAGAAUUCCCAAUUUGACGAUCGAGCGGGUCAGAACACGAGCAGAGGAGGAAGAAGUCUCUAUAAAUUUGUAUGCAUUGAAGUACGAGAUCAAUGAUGGCGAAAAAGACCUCCCGGUCAGCCUCUGCACUUUCGAGUCCAAGACCGACGACAAGCAAUCGCUUCUCGUCAGGUGUCUUUGUUGCAAUAGCACUUGCAAUCUGGCGGGCGUAGAGCUGACCAACUGUUUCAUGUCCAGGAGCUCGACCACCAAGCAGUGA
Molecule: messenger RNA, 1110 nt
Organism: Aspergillus fischeri NRRL 181
Lineage: Eukaryota; Fungi; Ascomycota; Eurotiomycetes; Eurotiales; Aspergillaceae
Exons: 3
Coding region: 1-1110 (369 amino acids)
Source: RefSeq, a predicted model, not a curated record